AUGCCAACCUACGACAUGAAAACCGGAAAGCAGAUCGAUAUCCCUUCCGGGAGCCUCUUGGUGAUGACUUAUAACGAAAAAACUGGAGAAACGGAUUGCGUCGCUGUGAAAUUUGGUGAAUCGGGGAUGGAGGAGGUUAAGAUCACUCCAAAGUGGACGCCAAAGAAUAAGAAGAAGAAAAAGGCCAAUAAGUGGUUGUAA
This is a messenger RNA of Caenorhabditis remanei, 201 nucleotides long. RefSeq lists its product as uncharacterized. The coding region runs from base 1 to 201 and encodes 66 amino acids. NCBI's taxonomy places the organism in Eukaryota, Metazoa, Nematoda, Chromadorea, Rhabditida, Rhabditidae. The record is from RefSeq and is a predicted model, not a curated record. The transcript has 2 exons.